Molecule: messenger RNA, 3295 nt
Organism: Caretta caretta (loggerhead turtle)
Lineage: Eukaryota; Metazoa; Chordata; Testudines; Cheloniidae
Source: RefSeq, a predicted model, not a curated record
UGUCUGUGUGAAUGCUGUUGGGGAGGGAGCAGAGUCCCGGCCUGCGGGGAGCCUGGGAGACAGCCCCACACCCGCUCCCAGCCACACACCCCCAACCCACACCGUCGCUUCCCUGCCAUGCUCAGCCCCUCUGAUAGGGAGAGCAGCAGCAGCAGCAGCCCCAGCAUGCUGAGCCUUGGGGCUGGGAGCAGCGAGGACAGGGAGCCAGAGGGAGAGGAGAAAAUCUGUGCCGUGUGCGGCGACCGAGCCACUGGCUACCACUUCCAUGUCAUGACCUGCGAGGGCUGCAAGGGCUUCUUCAGGCGGUCCAUCAGCAAGGGCGUCUGCUUCACCUGCCCCUUCACCCACAACUGCACCAUCACCAAAGCCAAGCGCCGGCAGUGCCAAGCCUGCCGCCUCCAGAAGUGCCUGGCCGUUGGCAUGAGGAAGGACAUGAUCAUGUCAGAGGAGGCUCUGCAGAUGCGCCGGGUCCUGCGGAAGCAGAAGCAGCAGGAGCGGGAGCUGGCGGGGGAGCCAGCGGAGCUGACAGAGGAGCAGGAGCAGCUCAUCAGCAUCCUCAUCGAGGCCCACAAGAAGCACUUCGACUCCGGCUUCUCCCAGUUCAUGCAUUGCCGGCCCCCGGUGCGAUUGUACAUCCACAGCCUGAGCCCUCAGAGCACCCAGGAACCCAGAGUUCCCCAGGUCCUGCAGGGGGUCUUCCAGCCUGAGGAGGGCGGCCCCCUGGCCCCCUUGCAGAGCCUGCCGGAGGACAUGCUGCCUGACAGCUUCUCCAUGCUGCCCCACUUCGCCGACCUCAGUACCGUCCUCAUCCAGCAAGCGAUUAAAUUCGCCAAGGAGAUCCCAGCCUUCAGGAGUUUGCGGAUUGAUGACCAGAUCUCACUUCUCAAAGGCGCCACUUUGGAGAUCUGCCAGAUCCAGUUCAACACGGUCUUCAACGAGGAGACCAAGGCCUGGGAGUGCGGCCAGCACUGCUACACCAUCCAAGACGGUGCCCUGGCCGGGUUCCAGCAGAUCUACCUGGAGCCGCUGCUCAAGUUCCACAUUAGCCUGAAGAAGCUGAGGCUGCAUGAGGCUGAGUACGUCCUGCUGCUGGCCAUCGUCCUGUUCUCGCCUGACCACCCUGGCAUCACCCAGCGCCACACUAUCGACCAGCUGCAGGAGAAGAUGGCCCUCACACUGAAGAGCUACAUUGACCGACGGCAUCCGCUGCCAGAAGGCAGGCUCCUCUAUGCAAAGCUGCUCUUGCUGCUGACCGAGCUGCGGACGCUCAAGGUGGAGAACACACGGCAAAUCCUGCACAUCCAGGACCUGACCAUCAUGACACCGCUGCUCUCUGAGAUCAUCAGCUAGAGCCCAGAGACAGGACCUGCUGGCCAGCCCCCCUGGCUGGGGCCAGGAUCCCACUGGACCGGGGUCCCUCUCGCUGAGGCCAGAACCUCACUGGACCAGGGCCCCUCUCGCUGGGGCCAGGACUCCACUGGACAGGGUCUGCCUCACCGGGGCCAGGACCCCACUGGACCGGGCCCACCCCCCUACUUUCCAGGUCCAUCUGCUGCCCCCCAGUAGCUCAGGGACUCCUCGACUGAGCCCCGCAGCCAGACCCUGCUGCCCAAACUUGUUGAUCCUCUCCCCUCCGCUCAGUGAAUCCGACCUGCUCUCAGCUCCGGGAGCCUGGGUCGGCUGUGGCUCUGAGGAAUCAAAACUGACCCCUCGGCUCAGCUGCGCCCCUGCCUGGCCAGUACCGCUUGUACAGAGCAGCCCAGGGACACGGCUGAAACAGGCCAGAACCAGCCUGCAUCUGGACCAGACCCGAGCCUGACGCUUGAGCCCAGGCAGGCCCAGAUGCUAGACGCUGCAGCCGGGCAGGGGUGGGACUGAGCAUGUGGCCAUUUGGCUGGACCUGCAGCUUUGGGGGCUCUCGCCUGUCUGCCCAGUGUCACCUCGGGCCAGCGUCUGCACCAGAGCCUAGCCAGGCCCAGCGCUGGGAGCAGGAGUGCUGCGCGUGGCAGACGUAAGACACCAGGGCAGGAAGGGGAGUCCUACCCACAAGUGUGGCAGGCCCUGUGACUCCCCAUGGCCUGCUCUGGGCCCAGCAGGCACGGUGGGGCUGCCCACUGCAGCUCACAUACCUGGAGGAGAGGCCUGCCCAGUAUGUGCCAGCACCUGCAGCCAGCCUGGCAAGAGAGCCUGCCACGAGGCCUGCAUCCCUCAGCCCUCCCCACCAUACAGUGCACCCCCAACCCUGACCCCUGCCUGCCGCGCCAUUCCAGAACCUGUGUCUCGGCACUGCCCCACCCCACAGGGAAUGAGCCCCCUACCCCAUACAGAGCCUGUCCCGCUCCAUACAGGGCCUGGCCCUCAGCCCUGCCCCAUCCCACAGGGAAUGAGCCCCUCAACUCUGAUCCCCCACCCCAGUGUGGGGCCUGCCCCUCAGCUCUGCCCCACCCCAGCACAGGAGCUGCCCCUGUAUGGGGCCUGCCCCUUGGUCCUGCCACACCUUCCCACCCCAGCAUAGGACAUACCCCCCUCAGUCCUACCCACCCCAGUUCACGGCCUGCCCCUUGACCCUGCCCCACCCUAGCACAGGAUCAGCGCCCUCCCAGCCCGCCGGCCUGCACAGGAUUGACCAUUUUAAACAGGGAAACUGAGGCACCAAGCAGUGCUGUGACUUGAGCCUCUGGCUAUUCGUUUCUCAGCCUGGCACUCCCGAGCGCCAUGGCUGUAGCUGCCAUGAGCCCAAAAGUGCAGCCAGUGAAGCCGAGAGGGGCCCAGCUGGGGGCCAAGGAGAUCAGCUGCCCUUGUAGGGUGCGCAUGGUCUUAUUGACUGGGUCCCUCCUGCCCCGUGGCCCUGGACAUGGGGAGGGUGUUUGGUUGAGGGCUGUCGCUGGAGUUGUGAAUCCUCAGUAUAGGCCAGUGCCCAGAGGCCCUGGGGUCAGUGGGCAAAGGACCCAGGUGUCCUACCUGUCCUGGGUGCGGCCGUUUACUCCAGCGAAACACUCCCAGUGUAGAGCAGGGGGGGUGUCGGGCACCAGCUUUACCCAGGCCCCAAUAACCCCCCCUUCACCAUGCAGGGUGAUGUGUCACCCCCUGCCCUAAGCACUUUUCCCUCCAUCAGCCAUGGGCCUGGCCCACACCUGGGACAUCGCCCAUGGCCACCCUACAGCUCCAGGUCAUGCCACCAUGCCAGCUCCAUGGCUGUGUUUGGGGGCUCAUGAGGGGCUGGGCUGCUGGCAGCGUGGGCAGGGACGUGGCACUGUGACGCCUGGGGGCAUAGCUUGGGGGGGGGACACAUGAC